Molecule: messenger RNA, 2034 nt
Organism: Cryptotermes secundus
Lineage: Eukaryota; Metazoa; Arthropoda; Insecta; Blattodea; Kalotermitidae
Product: alkaline phosphatase 4
Exons: 8
Coding region: 89-1714 (541 amino acids)
Biological process (GO): dephosphorylation
Molecular function (GO): alkaline phosphatase activity
Source: RefSeq, a predicted model, not a curated record
AAAGCCGCUGUACUUGGUAUCCACUCAUUCAACGUCACUGCCGCGUCACUGUGAACGUCCACAUCAGCGCUGGAGAUCGGAAGGCACUAUGAGGAGGGCAAUUUUGACCACACGUCCUCUGUGGAUACUGUUGCUGAUGGUUGCCGCCGUCACAGGAGGUCGGGUAGAGAAUGUCGAAUACUGGAAACAAUAUGGAGACUCCCGUCUGUAUAAAUCCUUGACUCGUGAGAACGUGGUGGGUCACACCAAGAACGUCAUCAUCUUUAUCGGCGACGGUAUGGGCAUGUCCACCAUCACUGCUGCCCGCAUCUACAAGGGACAGCUUGCCGGAAAGUCUGGGGAGGAGAACCAGCUGGCCUUUGAACACUUCCCCACUGUCGGCCUUUCCAAAACAUACAAUGUGGAUAAACAGGUUCCGGACUCAGCAGGGACCGCCACAGCCAUGUUCACGGGAGUGAAGUCCAACUACUACAUGCUGGGACUAGAUUCGAAUGCCAAGUUCAACGAGUGUGACGCCGCAAUCAACGAGAAGAGCCGGUUGGACUCUAUCAUGACGUGGGCUCAGGCGGAAGGAAAGCAUACAGGGAUAGUCACCACAACCAGGAUCACUCACGCCACCCCUGCAGCCCUGUAUGCACACAGCAACAGCCGGGACUGGGAAUGCGAUUCUGAAAUCCCACCAGUCUUCAGAGGCUGUACUAAGGAUAUUGCGAGGCAACUGGUAGAGGAAGAACCUGGAAAGAAUUUCAGAGUCAUAUUGGGAGGAGGGAUGAGACAGUUUGGGAUUCAAGUAGAUCCUGGAACUGAUGAUUCAUGUGAUCGAACGGACGGCAGAAACCUUUUAGAAACCUGGAUGAAGGGCAAAACUAACUAUUUGUUCGUGAACAACACAGCAGACCUGAUGAGUGCUGACACUACCAAGGUUGAUUACUUGCUGGGGUUGUUUGGUCCUGGCCACAUGCCCUAUGCAUUGCAGCGAGAUCGUGGUCCAAAAGGGACACCAUCUCUGCAGGAAAUGACAUCACAAGCCAUGAAAGUGUUGUCGAGGCACCGAGAGGGCUACGUGCUGAUGGUGGAGGGAGGGCGUAUAGACCACGGCCACCAUGCUAAUUACGCGCAGAUGGCACUACACGAGGCCGCUGAGCUGGACGACGCCGUAGCAUAUGCAGCAAGCAACACGAACCCAGCUGAUACUCUGAUUAUUGUCACUGCUGAUCAUUCGCACGCCUUCACCAUCAACGGUUACCCCAACCGUGGGAACGAUAUCUUAGGUUACGCAAGCAAAUCGUCUGUGGAUGUUCCGUACGAGACGCUAACCUAUGCAAAUGGCCCAGGAUUUUACACUCACCUGGCAUCGAACUCGUCCAACUGUACAGGGAGCUUGUGGCGAGUGAUCGCCGAGGAAGAGAGAAAGCAAGCAACAUAUCGUCACUUCUCACCAUAUUACCUUGGGGAUGAAACCCACGCCGGUGAAGAUGUACCUGUUUACUCUAGUGGACCCAGUUCACACUUGCUAUCUGGUGUCUUCGAGCAGAACUACAUCGCUCAUGUGAUAGGCUACUCUGCCUGCAUCGGCCCAGCACGCGUGUACUGCUCAGAUGAUAACAACGUAGGCAUGCUAAGAAGUCACAGUGGAUCUACAACAGUGCUGCCAACUAAAAUUCUCUUAGUGUUCCUGCUCAUAUUUACGCUAGUCUCAAAGAACAGGCGGUGACAGUGUUUACGUAUGUUGAUCAUAGUUAUUGCUAGACUUCAUUGUUCCGAACUUCAUGCAAAGAGGACCUAAGUUACGUGGGUAGUUUAUUACAGUGUUACAUGAAUAUAUUAGAAUUGAUCAUAUCCUGUAUUUCAAGGUCAACAGAACACAAGAUCAGCCUGUUUCAUACACAGAAGUUCUCUUUGGAUUCUAUCAGUUCAGAAUCACUCUAUGAGGAUGGAUUUUUAUGGAUCUGUUUCUGGAUCUGAAGUUUCAAUGGUUAUUAAAACUAUGCUAAUGUAAAUUAAGUGAAAGAAAAUAAAUGUUUUAUAUGGACA